This is a messenger RNA of Nymphaea colorata (pocket water lily), 2981 nucleotides long. Its product is annotated as G-type lectin S-receptor-like serine/threonine-protein kinase SD2-5. Bases 247 to 2754 code for a protein of 835 amino acids. The record is from RefSeq and is a predicted model, not a curated record. Gene Ontology annotation, biological process: protein phosphorylation. Gene Ontology annotation, molecular function: ATP binding; protein serine/threonine kinase activity. The transcript has a single exon. NCBI's taxonomy places the organism in Eukaryota, Viridiplantae, Streptophyta, Magnoliopsida, Nymphaeales, Nymphaeaceae.
UGAAAACAGAAACAGAGACAGAGAACAGGGAGGAUAAGAGGUUGUGUGUGUGGUGCAUUUAUUUGAGAGAAACCUCUGUGGCGAAGUGGAGUUGACGCCAUUUCAACUCUCACCACGGUCCUAUAUGCCCCAAACUUUACGCCAGCAUUGUUUUCCUCUCAAAUAGAAAUCUGAUAACCCGAGUAUUAUAUCACAUCUCCACCUCCCAGUAAAAGAAACUCAUGAGAGAGAGAGAGAGAUAGAAGGAUGCUCAUGUCAAAAUUGGCCAUCUUCCUCUUGGCAUGCUACUGCAACUGCUACUGCCAGUUUCUGCUUGCUUCUGCCCAAUCGUCGCCUGCCUUCUUGGCUUUCAAUGGAAGCUUCAAAUGGGAUGUUACAGGCGAAAGAGAAAUCCUCAAAAGUGAAUCAACCAACCCUGUUUUUGCGUGUGGCUUCAUCGAGGAUGGAACCUCUUACAACUUCUCCAUCUCCAUUUAUGCUGAUGAACCAUCAACCGCUAGGGUGGUGGUCUGGACUGCAAACACAGACAAGCCUCUGGAUGAUAACUCAGCCCUCAAGCUCGCUCAAGACGGUAACUUGGAGUUGGUGUAUGGAAAUGGUAGUGUUGCUUGGUCCACACGCACAUCCGGUAAGCCUGUAACAGCCAUGAAACUGGAAGAAACAGGAAAUUUGGUGCUCCUUGAUGCAGAGAACAGAACGCUAUGGCAGUCUUUCGAUCACCCUACGGACACUCUGGUUGCCGGUCAAAGGCUGCAGGAAGGUCAGAGACUUACAUCUUUUUCCAACUCCCCCAAAGCUUCAUACUUUGUUUUAGCGAAAGAUGGUGAUUUGAGAGCAUUCAUCGACGGUAAGCCGCCUCAGAUGUAUCUCCAAUUGAAGGAUUUCCGCAAGCUCGUAAGAGAGUGCAGAAACUAUACUACAAGCAGAUAUAAUAGUUACGCAAAGCUGCUUAAUGUCACAAGAGAGAACUGCAACAAAACAACGCCCCAGUUCUUGAUCAUAGCCUCGGUUUAUGGAAACACCACACAGCCGCCUCUCAUUAGAUCUCCCAACCAUUUCCUGAAGCUGGAGUCUGAUGGACGGCUGGUGGUCUAUGAUUGGAACGCUGAUGGGAGUGGAUGGAUGCUUCAAGAGUUUGGAAAUAACGACUCAAACCCAUGUCUAUAUCCUUUAAGAUGUGGCCGUUUUGGUGUUUGCAACAACGGAGACUGCAGUUGCCCGACCACUUCUAAAGGUGAAGACAAUUAUUUCAAGCACUCGAAUCCUCAACUUCCACAUAUGGGGUGUGAGGAAAUCGGUUCAGUCCCUUCCUGCAAGGAGCCUAACAACUGGAGCUUAGUGGAUUUUGGCAACUAUUCUUAUUUUGGUUAUGUAGACUCCAAUGCAGCAGCAGGUGAUAUAAUAAGUCUUGAUGCAUGUCGUAAAGCUUGCCUCUACAACUGCUCCUGUAAAGCUGCCUUUUUCAAUUAUCAGAAUGAUAAUAGUACAAGUAAGUGCUAUUUGUUAGGCGAGGUCUUCUCAAUCAGGGCAGAGACGUUAGAAGGAGGGACCUAUAUUUCUCGGGCAUUUUUCAAAGUAUCAAACUGGUCAGUACCUCAAGAUCAUCGAAAACAGGAUGAUCCCAAGGACGCCUUGUCCAUUAUUGGAAUUGCAAUGGGAUCUUCGGCAGUUGCCGUUUUUGUUGUGGGGACAAUUGUUUUUUUGGUCAUGAGGAAAAGGGAAGAAGAAGAUGAAGGGGAAGAUGAAUUGGACCAAGUUUCUGGAAUGGUGCCCAGGAGAUUUUCUUAUGAAGAAUUGAAGACCGCAACUGGGGAUUUUCAGACGAUUCUUGGCCAGGGAGGUUUUGGUUCUGUUUUUGAGGGAGUCCUGAAUGAUGGCACGCGCAUUGCAGUGAAGAGGCUGGACAACAUAGGGCAGGGGAUGAAGGAGUUUGUAGCAGAGGUUCAAACAAUUGGCAGCAUUCACCACAUGAAUCUGGUAAGGCUGGUGGGUUUCUGUGCUAGAAAAUCACACAGGCUCCUGGUCUAUGAGUACAUGUCCAAUGGCUCAUUGGACAAGUGGAUCUUCCAUGAAAAUGGGAACCCAAGUCUUGAUUGGAAAACUAGACAGAGCAUCAUAAUCGGCACCUCAAAAGGGUUGUGCUAUCUCCAUGAAGAGUGCAGUCACAGAAUUGCACACUUGGACGUCAAACCACAGAACAUACUUCUUGAUGAAAAUUACAGUGCUAAGCUUUCAGAUUUUGGUUUGUCUAAGCUAAUCAGCAGAGAUCAGAGUCAAGUGGUGACCACCAUGAGAGGAACACCUGGUUACCUCGCACCAGAGUGGUUGAGCGCAAGUAUCUCAGAGAAAGCCGAUGUCUACAGCUUCGGAGUAGUGGUCAUGGAAGUCGUUUGUGGAAGAAGGAACCUGGACCUUUCUCAGCCAGAAGGAAGCAGACACUUACUAAAACUGUUGUACUUGGCACAAGAGAACCAACUGUUGGAUCUUGUUGACAUGACGGAUGAAGAAAGGUCACGUGAUGGAGAAGAAGCAGUGAGAGUAAUGAGGAUUGCAAUGUGGUGCUUGCAGAAUGAUGACACCAGGAGGCCCCCAAUGUCUCAGGUGGUAAAGGCUUUGGAGGGAACCAUAGAACUGGAUGGCCACAUUGAGCUUGAUCCUUUCUAUGCAAUGGAGCGGCGAUCGUCUUCACAGACGCAGAGUGGAUCAGAAACUCAAAGUGACACCCAAUUCCUUCUACUUUCAGGCCCUAGGUAAAAGCUUGGCUUCACAUCCAUGGUCCUGAACACCAAUGUUCGACUAUCGUUUUGAAGUAAUUAGGACAAAUUAUGUUCUUCACGAACCAGCGGAGUUCUGCUUCUUUUAAUUGUCCUUCUGAAGAUAGUUGAUGACAGUUUUUUUUUUCCAAACUAUAUUGCUUUUUAUUGUUAAUUGCUGCGUAUUUAUGGACAAUUUAAAAAAGUAUUUAGAAUUAUACCCACCAA